AUGUCGGCAUCGGCAUCAACACAAUCCUCUUCACUUCCUCCAUCAUCGAGCGGGGCGUCGUUCCCUCCAUCGUCAUCGUCGUCUUCUUAUUUCAGCUACCAACCACCACCAGCCUCGAACAACAACACAUCACCUGUCUUCCUCCCCUCCUCCCGCGCCCCGCCUACUGCUCUUCGUCCUCUCCCUUCGUCGUCUUCCUCACCAGCGAUAACGGCUACCCCACACCAUUCCGACCUCCUCCCCCCUUCAUACACAUUCCACACCGCCACGCCUCUCCCUGCAUCCUCUUUCAUCGCGCGCUACCCAUCCACCAUCAUGCCCUCCUCAGCGUACCUUUCCGACCAGCUCAACGCCUACGCUCACAUGGGCCUGCCGAAGCCACAUGUCCAUCUGCUGGGCCCGCCGCUCGAGGUCGCGCUCGAUGCGAGAGGACGAGGCGGGCGGGCGCGGUGGGUCCGGAGCGGGUGCAGGCCGAAUGCGGUUGUCAGGCCGUUUUUGUGUGAGCCUGGGUCGAAGAGGGGUAAGGGGAAGGAGAAUGUGGUAGCGGAGGACGAGCAGGCGUCGCAGAAAGAGAAGGAGGGCUCACCUUCGGAGAACCGGAAGGAGGGUGGUGAUGGCGAGGAGAGCGACGAGGAUGCGCUUGCGUUUGGGGUGUUUGCGCUGCGGGAUCUCAAGGCGGGCGAGGAGGUUGUGCUCGGGUGGGAAUGGGACGAUGGGAAUGUGGUGCACCAGUUGCCUGCGCUUGUGGAGAGUCCACAUUUGUUUGCGUGA
This is a messenger RNA of Coniophora puteana RWD-64-598 SS2, 771 nucleotides long. RefSeq lists its product as uncharacterized. NCBI's taxonomy places the organism in Eukaryota, Fungi, Basidiomycota, Agaricomycetes, Boletales, Coniophoraceae. The coding region runs from base 1 to 771 and encodes 256 amino acids. The record is from RefSeq and is a predicted model, not a curated record. The transcript has a single exon.